Messenger RNA from Plutella xylostella (diamondback moth), 4994 nucleotides. RefSeq lists its product as uncharacterized. The record is from RefSeq and is a predicted model, not a curated record. Lineage: Eukaryota; Metazoa; Arthropoda; Insecta; Lepidoptera; Plutellidae.
UUGUACGGCCGGCGACACGCGCCGCGAACGUUCCUAUUUCAAAAAUAGGCGCGAGUUCUGUAUUCGAAAUAUUUAAAAAGAAACCGUUGACUAGAAAAAAGGUCAAGGAUUUAACAUACCAGUUGUUUUUAGUGAUAAAGUUUGAGAUUUAGAGUUUUUUUGUUGUUGUAAGUAAUAGUGAUGUGAUUGUGACUGAAGCACAAAUUGUGAAACUUUCAUUCACUGAAAAAAACUGAAUGUAGGUUAAGUGAGUGAUAAUAACUCAUCAUCAAAGACAAUGGAUGAUAAAAUUGAAAUCCAAACACCUACUCCAAAUGUUUCGGCCCACAAAGACUCCAGCUAUAAAGCCAAAGAGCAAACAAACCGUAAAACAAGAAGUGCAACUAUUUUGAGAACGCCACAGUAAAAUGAGCAAACUGAAGCACAUAAACAAAAUGGCUUCCCCGUACCGGCACGCGACUCUUCUAACCAAUAUAAAUCACAAUCUGUUUAUUUGUAUACUUGUCUCGCUCUUGCUGCCGACGGUCAACGAAGGGUCGCCGAGUGGUGACGACGGGGGCCGAAGGUUGACUCGGGAGUAUCACCUGAGGCAGGGAGCGCUGAGAGGGUUGAUAGUGAAGCCGAGCAGGCAGUAUGAUCUGCAGAAUGUGGAAAUGUUCCUCGGGAUACCGUACGCGGCGCCACCUGUUGCCAAUUUGCGGUUUAUGCCACCAGUGACGGCCCCGCUUUGGCCGGGGGUCAAAAUGGCGACGCGGUUCGCCCCGGUCUGCCCUCAGAUGUUGCCCCCGAUCAGGAAGGGCAACCCCCCGUCCCUGGGCAGACAGAACUACAGGCACAGGCUCGAAGCCUUCCUGAAUGACGAGUCUGAAGACUGCCUGUAUCUGAACAUCUAUGUGCCGUAUAGAGAGCAAAAGUUCAAGAAGUUCCCGGUGCUAGUGUUCAUCCACGGAGACUCGUUCGAGUUCAGCUCGGGCAACCCGUACGACGGCCGCGUGCUGGCGUCUUACGGGAACAUCAUGGUUGUUACUGUCAAUUACCGGCUGGGGAUACUUGGCUUCAUGAAGCCCAGCCUCACCGACCACGACUACGGCAACAACGGCCUGUUAGACCAGCUGGCGGCGCUGCAGUGGAUCAAGGACAACAUCGAGGACCUGAACGGAGACCCACACUCUGUCACCAUCAUGGGCCACGGGACCGGUGCCGCGUGUGUGAAUUUUCUCAUGCUGUCUCCUAUUUCUAAUGGUUUGUUCCACCGAGCGAUCCUCAUGUCAGGCUCAGCGCUCUCCGACUGGGCGAUGACGCGCGACCCCGCGCAGUACACGCUGCAGGUGGCCCAGAGCCUCGGAUGUAACCCUGGCUCCAAGAACAUGAUGGCUUGCUUGCAGAAUAAACCCCUAUCAGAAAUCAAGCGCAUCCAGAUCUUGGCGCGGGACUUCGAGACCCCGCUCGGGCCCGUGGUGGCGGGCUCCUUCAUCCCCAGCGAGCCCGCCAAGACCAUGGAGUCCUUUCCGCACUUACUCAGCAAGUACCAAUUACUGCUGGGAGUGACAGAACUGGAGAGCUACCACGACUUCGGGGUCAUUGAACUGGAUCACGGCGUGUUGGAAAACCAGCGGGAUGAGUUCAUCACGAAAUAUGCAAAAAUUGUGUUCGAUGGUGCUGAAGAUAUUAGUUUGAAAGAAAUAUUGAAACACUACGCUACCAGCAAGACAGACCCGCAGCGGUGGAGCGUGGAGACGAAUCGUGACGUCAUCCUGAACGCGUUCAGCGACGCCCGAACCCUCGCCCCGAUGAUACGCUUCGCCAACUACCAGUCUCAGGCGAACAGACAAUCCUACUUCUAUGUGUUUGGACAUAACUCCGUUAGCACCGAUUAUGCUUCUUUAAACAAGAGCGUGCAUGGUGAGGAGCUUCCAUACAUCCUUGGCGUGCCCCUCGGUGGGACCAACUCGCACUUCCACACUGAAUACACGCAGAAGGAGAAACUGCUCAGUGAAGUCAUCAUGAGGUUGUGGACAAACUUUGUCAAAAUUGGAACACCAAACACGCAAAGUGAGAACCAGUACUAUUCAAUGGACCGUCGAUAUUGGAAGCAGUACAAUGUGGAGUGGCCGGAGUAUAAUGUUGACCAUCAGUCUUUUUUAAGACUAGAUAUUCCUCCUUCGAUAAGCAGUUACUACAGAUCAAAUUAUUCCAAGUUCUGGAUAGAGACUUUGCCAAAUAAGAUGAGACGGUAUGUGGUGGACCCAUUGUUUGAAUACACCCCGGCCCCGACUACAUCGAAGCCUAAAUCCACAUCGCGGAAUUCAGAACCGAGAAGAAUCUGGCAUCCAGCAGCUCCUCCAAUCAUCGAAUCACCACAUUAUACUGCUCCCGCUUACGGAAGGUUGCGGCCGUAUUUGACUCCGGCAAAGAGUAGACCUGAUCCAGAUAUGAUUUACCGAGAAAUACAAGCAAUGAAGACUCCAAAUAGACCGAUACCUCAUGGACUUAUGGACAAACCUAAGAGCACCACGGAAAAGCAAAUAAUAGCAACAAUGAAACACGAAAACAACAUACCAGCUAAAACUUCUGGAGCUACAAUAAGCCUUAUUGUUUCCUUAGGUAUUUUAUUUUUAGCUGCUAAUAUGGGAAUUUGUGCAAUUCUGUAUUACAAAAAAAGGAAGCUGCGGUCAAGAGAUCAAACAAUAAACGGAACGAAUCCUAGAGCUGAAUUAGGAGAUGUUGAUGUCAUCGGUCAAAAAAGUAUGAAAGAUGAUAAAAGCGCUAUACAAACUUUGAAAAACAGUUGCAGUGUAAUAAAAUCGAUGAGUUUUAAUAAAAUACGUAACAAUAAUAAAAUAACUAAGAAAAGUAAGCCAGAACCGUGUAAGACACCUAAAUCAGAUGAUUCAGGUGGGUUCAGGGAGAGAUUUCAAUUACGUAGACACUUGUCAACAAGUACUUUGGAUGCGCACACAAAAGUUAGAGAUUGGAUAGCCAAUGAAGUAAUGCAUAGAUGUUCACCAAGUAUUCUUCGUAAAUCGAACUCAGAACUUAAUAAUGAUAAGCAAUUAAAAGUAACACGUUCGGAAGAGUUAUUAUCUGAUAGUAAACGAAUUAAAAAAGAUACAUUGAAUGUAGAAAAGGAAACUGAAAUGAAAUCUAGUCUGAAAUCUAAAAAGUCAACUAAGGUGAGUAAUAAAACCAAAACCUCAGAAAAAACUACAUCAACAUCAGCUCUUGGCUCUCAUUCAUCUAUUGCAAGUAACAAACAGUCUAUGAACAGUGUAAAGCAGUCGGAAAAAUCUUGUGAAUCCUUGAAAAGUAAAGGAACAGAGAGUAUGAAAUCAAAAAAAGUCUCAGUAGCCAUAGAUGCAACACCUGCAGCUCGAACUUGUUCUAUUUUACAACAAGAACCAAUAGAAAUUACCAAAUCUUUUGAUUGUACUGAUGGAGCAGAAAAACAUUCCAAAAGUGACAAAACAUUGGAUAACCAGAUAUCUAAUGAACAUGAAAGAACUGAAAAUCCAGAUGAAAAUAGAACUUUUAAAAGUGUUGUAAAUUUAUCAUUAGGACAAGAUAAGUCAUUAAAAAUUUCGCACAAACAUUCCACAUCUGACCCAGUGACAGAUAUUAAUUAUGAUAAAAUAGUGAAACAAAAAAUGAAUUCAGCAACUCAAGCUACGGACAUACUACCACCGGUAUCUUUCAGAAAUGAAAUAAACGUCACUUCUAAAGAUGAAAAUACUAACUCAGAGCCACUUACUGCAGCAGAGUCGCUACUUACGAUACAGCGAAGAAAUUUUCCUAAAGUUCUUCCGGAUUUACCAAAGUCACAAAAGCGGUUGUCCUUGCAACCGACUUCUUUGCAAAGUUUCCGAAGCUUUGCCGGAAGCACUGAAAAUCAAUGCGAUAUGCGUCUAAAAGUUCCGCCUCAGCCACCGCCUAGGACCACAACUUUAGAGCGACGUAUCGCAUAUAGAAAUACAAAAUCUAAUUUAUCUUCGUUUGAUGCCUCGAACUCUUCACGGAUCCCAGAACACCCUUCUAAUUUAAACUAUGAAAACAUUGAGUCUCUAUCUCCUCCACAAGUAUUGCAUAGUAGAAAUCGAUCAUUUGAUAGUACUCUACUAAAAUUAGAUAAAGUCGAUAAAUCACCGUCUCCUGUUAUACAGCCUCUUGAUCGUGAAUAUCCGAAAGUAAUAAUUCAGUCGUCCAGUGACGGUCCGUCAACAUCUGAACCAAAGAUUUUUAUCGUGCCAUCCCCUAGUCAAGUAGAAAUUUCAAAUAGUACACCAAGAGUAAGACUCCCUGACGAUUUCCAUACUGAUGCAUCUGGCUCAAUCACAUCAUUUUCAUCCUUCUGUUCUGACGAUGACGAUGAUGAUGACUUUGCAGAAGACAUUGAUGAAGAUAAAUUGUUACAAGAGCUUGUAGGAAGUGUUGAUUCACCCACAGAUAUGGAGGAUAUACUAGAUACAAAAGGACCGGACCGGUUUAUAAGGAAAUUAGAAAUUGUACCCGUGAAAAUUAAUCCAGGUCAAGUCGGGCCCAGAAAUCACGAGGAUUAUGUUUUUGUUUCUGAUUUACUACUACCGGAUGUAAGUGGUUUUGAAAGGACAGCCCAAAUAAAACCGAAUUUCGGAUUAAACAAAUUAACACAACGAAGUGAAAGUAUCCAUAAGCCACCAGAAAAGGCGGUUAAACUGAAACAAAAGCGAAAUAUGAAGCCUGCGUCUAUUAUGAAUAGAAAAAGUAAAGAUAAUCGAAAAAGUAUUCAUAAAAAAAUUGAGCAUUCAAAUUCCGGGUCGUCAAAUGAUACUGAAACUAGUACUGGAACAGUUAUAAAAAGAAGUGAAGUAAAAAAGGUUUAGUUUCAAUUUAAGGUACAAAGGACUGUUUAUUUUUAUUAUUUAAGUUAGACCAAUAUUUUAUUUCUGUAACAUUGAGUAUGGAAUACUAAAUAGGUAUAAUGCAUUUAGUAUGUGUAAUAUAUAAAUUUUGAUACAAAA